AUGAAUCGGUCUAAUUAUCUUAGCACUCUGAUCUCAAGAACGUUUAUUAAUGAAUGUCCAAAUGGGCUGAUCACUCUUCAUGAGCAUUUCCACAAUGGAACAGUGGGUAGUGAGGCAGCUGAAUAUGCAGAACAGGUAUUCCGCACACUGGAUAUUAAUGGGGAUGGGGUGGUUGAUUUCAGAGAGUACAUCAUGGCCAUCAGAAUGCUUUUUGAAGGUUCAGCUGUGGAGAAACUGCUGGUCAUUCAAGCUUUGUGACAGAUGGGAGAUGCGACCAUUUCAAGGGAGGACACGCUGGAGAUCAUGCAGGCUGUAUAUAAAACGUGUGUAGACACUGCUUUAACCAAACCCAACCCACUCACAGCUGAAGAAUGUACCAACAGGAUAUUUGUGAGAUUAGAUAAAGACAAUAACGCCAUCAUCAGUCUGCAGGAGUUGGAUGAUGACUGGAUCAGAGAGAUGCUUGAAUGUGACCCCAACACAGAGGAGGUGGAGAGGCCCCUGAGGAAGGAUACUGCUUUGGGGACCCUUGGCUGA
Monopterus albus (swamp eel) is the source of this 537-nucleotide messenger RNA. Its product is annotated as guanylyl cyclase inhibitory protein. The record is from RefSeq and is a predicted model, not a curated record. Lineage: Eukaryota; Metazoa; Chordata; Actinopteri; Synbranchiformes; Synbranchidae. Gene Ontology annotation, molecular function: calcium ion binding.